This is a messenger RNA of Colletotrichum graminicola M1.001, 1494 nucleotides long. RefSeq names its product cytochrome P450. Gene Ontology annotation, molecular function: iron ion binding; oxidoreductase activity, acting on paired donors, with incorporation or reduction of molecular oxygen; heme binding. The record is from RefSeq and is a predicted model, not a curated record. Bases 1 to 1494 code for a protein of 497 amino acids. Lineage: Eukaryota; Fungi; Ascomycota; Sordariomycetes; Glomerellales; Glomerellaceae. The transcript has 6 exons.
AUGGCCGCUCUGUUCAUCUUCGCCGUCGCGAUAGUCGUCGGGCUCCUGGUCCGGGAGCUGUACUCGUGGUAUCGUCUUUCCCACGUGCCGGGUCCUUUUUGGCAUGGGAUCACGGGCUUCUCGAUGGCUCGUGCCGCGUUGAACGGUUCCGUCCACGAGUACUACAUGGAGCUACACGAGCAAUACGGCCCUUUGGUUCGCAUCGGGCCGAAUACCGUCAUGUUCAGCGACGGCGACACUCUGAGGAAGAUUGCAGGCGCUCGAAGCCAAUACACAAAGGGCGAGUGGUACGCAGUCGGGAGGACGACACCAGGUGAAGACCACCUAUUUUCGAUGCGCGAUGAAGUGAAGCGCAAAUAUUUGAAGAGUAAAAUGGGGCCCGGUUACGCCGGGCUUGAGAAUGGCGGCUUCGAAGCUGGUAUCGACAAGACCAUCGCCGUCUUCGUGGAUCUGAUUGACCGAAAAUACAUCUCCACCGCCAAGGAGUUCAGGCCCAUGGACAUGGCAAGUAAGUCGACUUACUUUGCCUUGGACGUAAUCAGCGAACUUGGGUUCGGCACCCCGUACGGUUUCCUCAAGGAAGAUCGGGACUUGUAUCAGUACGUCAGCACAAAGGACGCCUUCUUCCCAGUGAUGAUCACAAUGGGAAACGUUCCUUGGCUGGCAGCCCUGAUGCAUAGCUGGCCUCUGAAUCUGGGCUUGCCGAAGUCUGGUGAUUCGGCCGGGUUCGGGGCUCUCAUGGGCUUUGCCAAAACCUUUGUGGACGGAAGACUGGCCCCGGGGACGAAGCCCGGGCGAGAUAUGAUUCAGUCUUUUAUCAACGCUGGCCUGACGCGCAAGGAGCUGACGCAGGAAGUUUACGUGGAGACGAUUGCCGGAUCCGACACCACCGCAACUGCCAUCCGCAUGAUCCUUCUCUGCCUCCUCUCUAACCCGCCCGCCUUCGUCGCGCUUCGCACAGAGAUCGACUCCGCCGUCGCCAAGAAGAUCAUCAGCUCGCCGAUCAAAGACUCGGAAUCACGAUACAUGCCUUAUUUACAAGCCGUGAUCCGCGAGGGCCUGCGUCUCUACCCGCCAUCCACCGGUAUCGUGAGCAAAGAAGUCCCUGUUGGUGGGGACGUUAUUCACGGGUACCGGUUGCCGGCCGGAACACAGCUGGGAGAAAACAUCUGUAGCAUCGGCAGAUCCGAGGAUGUCUUUGGGCCCGACGCACACCUGUUCAGACCCGAGAGGUGGAUCGAAGCGGCCAUGGAAACCGACGAAGAGAGGUACAGAGCGAUGACGGCGACGACGGAUCUUGUGUUUGGUUAUGGAAAGUUUUACUGCAUGGGGAGGAGCAUUGCACUGAUGGAACUGAACAAGAUUUUCGUCGAGCUCCUCCGCAGGUAUGACUUUGCUAUUGCAAAACCCGAGAAGCCUCUGAGGCUCUGGAGCGCCGGGUUCUGGAUAACACACGAUUUUUGGUUGAGAAUCAGCAAGAGAGAUAGCAGGUGA